AUGAUCGAUCAAGUCACAGUUCCAGACAGGAGGUCUGUCUUCUGGGGCAAAACUGCUUUCUCAGGGCGUGCAGACCCUCCCCAUGCACACGAUGGGGCAUCUGACCCUGGGGAUGGGCGGGCCGGGGGUGACGCCGCGUCGAAGCUCCAGUGUUCAAUGCAGCACCCCUUUGUUCUGGGGGACCCCACAGGGCCCUUGACUCUGACCACUGACCCCCGCCACGGGGCUGGCUCUCAGGAGGAGGAGGCUGAGUGGGAGGGGUCACCCUGCCCUUCUCACGUUGGGCAGAGUGGGCAGAGGGGCUGCGGCUGUGCCUCUGGGCCACGGCGCCCCCUGCAGCCCUCGUGUGUCAGACAGGCCCCAGCUCGGGAGGGCGGGCCUCAGGGCUCACCAGCUCACUCUCGGAGACCCUGA
Molecule: messenger RNA, 414 nt
Organism: Rangifer tarandus platyrhynchus (Svalbard reindeer)
Lineage: Eukaryota; Metazoa; Chordata; Mammalia; Artiodactyla; Cervidae
Source: the annotation of a GenBank genome assembly